This is a messenger RNA of Argentina anserina (silverweed cinquefoil), 1731 nucleotides long. Its product is annotated as protein WHAT'S THIS FACTOR 9, mitochondrial. Gene Ontology annotation, molecular function: RNA binding. Bases 213 to 1490 code for a protein of 425 amino acids. The record is from RefSeq and is a predicted model, not a curated record. The transcript has 2 exons. NCBI's taxonomy places the organism in Eukaryota, Viridiplantae, Streptophyta, Magnoliopsida, Rosales, Rosaceae.
UUCGGAUUGAACCCAAACAAAAGGCCAAGUUGAGAGCCACCAUCCAUACGCGACCCACUCCGCCACUCUGUGUCUCUCUCAUCGCAACUGCAGCUGCUGCUUCUCUUCCCAUGGUUCUACUGCUUGUGUAGAAAGUCUUCAUUUCAGGUUCGUGGAAUGCAGAAUGUAACGACAGGCAAGAAUGCUGCUCUUGUGUUUACCAAGACAGAACCAUGGUCAUGUACAUGCUAUUUAGUAAGUUUGGGGUUGGCUUCCUCCGUAGAACACAAGUAUAUAAUUACCAGCACAAGCGUACUCUGGUGAAUGUUAAAUUGAAAUGGGUUAAAGAUAGGGCAUUGGAUGCUGUUGUCUCUGCUGAGAGAGAUCUCAAAGCAGCCUGUGUUCUUGUUUCCAUUAUCUCCUCCUCGUCUCAUGGCUGCCUCCCAAUAUACCAUCUCACUUGUCACCGUGGACAACUCGGUCUUCCUUAUGACCUCAAGGUCUCUACUUUUGUUAGGAGAUACCCUUCUGUUUUUCUAGAGUCCCAUGUUCUCGAUAGUGGUGGCACUCGUGUACCAUGCUUUAGCUUAACACCUGAAGCCAUAAAGCUCCAACAAGAAGAGUCCAAUCUCGUCCAGAAGAAUCGUAUUGAUAUCCUUAAUAGGCUUCAGAAACUGCUUAUGCUCACUAGGGACUGGAAGCUUCCUUUACAAACUGUUGACCAGCUGAAAUGGGACCUAGGUUUGCCAUAUGAUUACCAGCAUUCGGUAAUUCCUCAUCACCCUGAUCUAUUCUCUUUCAUCCGUUUACUUGAUGACCGUGUUGGCUUAAAGCUUCUAUCCUGGGAUGAUGACCUUGCAGUUUCCCAAUUGCAAAAGAAUUCUGCUAUACAACAAGAGGAAGAAGGUAUGCGAAGUGGCUGUUUAGCUUUUCCAAUUGGAUUUACUAGGGGUUUUGGUUUGAAGAGAAAAUGCAUGGAAUGGUUGAAAGAGUGGCAAAGCCUCCCUUACCAUUCUCCAUACUAUGAUGCCUCCCACUUGGAUCCACGUACAGAUGAAUCAGAGAAGAGAAUUGUUGGAGUCUUCCACGAGCUUCUUCAUCUCACUAUACAAAAGAAAACUGAACGUAAGAAUGUGAGCAACCUUCGUAAACCUUUGGCCCUACCCCAGAAGUUCACCAAAGUAUUUGAGCGUCAUCCAGGUAUUUUCUACAUUUCAAAAAAGUGUGACACUCAAACUGUCAUUCUGAGGGAAGCCUACGAUCAUCGACAACUCUUGCAGAAACACCCUAUUGCCAAACUGAGAGAAAAAUUUGCGAUGCUGUUGAGGAAAGGUUUGCUGGAUAGGAGCAAUGGUCUAUACAAGAAGAGUUCUGGUGAUGUAUCAGGAGUAGGUCUAUUAAAGAAUACCGUUGUUGAUAGUAUCAGUGAUUACAGAUCCGGCCUUAAUGAGGAUUCGGAGAAUGAUUUGCCUUAUGAGUACGAAUCAGAUGAACUGCACAACCCUUGCUGAGUCAAAGUUAGCAGCUGACUGAUCUGUCCAGUUUGUCUACAUCAUAGGCGUAACUUGUAAUUUACAAGUAGACAUGCAUUUCAUGCAAGACUUGCAACCAUUUUCAGAAUAGGUAGCUGGACAGGAGCAGGGGAAAAUGCAGGUGCUAGACUAGAAGAAGGAACAAACAGUGUAGCACAUAUUAUGUCAAAGUUACUUUGUAAACAACUAAACAUACAAAUGUAAUUUCUACCAUUCAGUU